Molecule: messenger RNA, 990 nt
Organism: Hirsutella rhossiliensis
Lineage: Eukaryota; Fungi; Ascomycota; Sordariomycetes; Hypocreales; Ophiocordycipitaceae
Product: ras family domain-containing protein
Exons: 3
Coding region: 1-990 (329 amino acids)
Biological process (GO): regulation of exit from mitosis
Cellular component (GO): spindle pole body
Molecular function (GO): GTP binding; GTPase activity
Source: RefSeq, a predicted model, not a curated record
AUGGAUCCACCCACCGAGCCAGCGGCAACACCCGACCAACUCGACGACGGUGUCGAAAACAUGGAGAUGGAUCAGCAGCAGCAACCGCCCGACAAACAAGCCCUCCCGCCGCCACAUUCGUUGCACGACAGCCUCGACGAUACCCUCGGCGGCAUCGAGGGCUCCCCGCAUGUGGCCUCGAGCAGCAACGGCUAUCACCACGGCCAGCCUCAGCCCCUCGACCCGGCCGCGCCAAACAGCCCCCGCUAUGAUGACGACCACGCCAGCCGCCACACGCCGCCCGUCUCUGGCGCCCACUCCAUCUCGAGGCCCGGCAGCCAAAUGUCGAACCCCUCGAGCUCAAACCCCUUUCACCAGGCCCACGGCAGCGACCAAGGCGGCCAGGCCUCGAGCGAACCCCCCAACGGCCGCAACCACGUCGUCAUAAAGGUCGGCAUGGUGGGCGAUGCCCAGAUCGGCAAGACUUCUCUCAUGGUCAAGUACGUCGAGGGCAGCUGGGACGAGGACUACAUCCAGACGCUGGGCGUCAACUUUAUGGAAAAGACGAUAUCCAUCCGCAACACGGAAAUUACCUUUUCCAUCUGGGACCUGGGCGGCCAGCGCGAGUUUGUCAACAUGCUGCCCCUGGUCUGCAACGACGCCGUCGCCAUCCUCUUCAUGUUUGACUUGACGCGGAAGAGCACCCUCAACAGCAUCAAGGAGUGGUACCGCCAGGGCCGAGGCUUCAACAAGACGGCCAUUCCCAUCCUCGUCGGCACAAAGUACGACCACUUUGUCAACUUUCCCAUCCAGGACCAGGAGGAGAUUUCAAACCAGGCGAGACGGUUCGCCAAGGCCAUGAGGGCGUCUCUGAUCUUCUCGAGCACUAGCCAUAGCAUCAAUGUGCAAAAGAUCUUCAAGAUUGUCCUAUCGAAAGCGUUUGAUCUCAAGUGCACGAUACCCGAGAUCGAAAACGUCGGCGAGCCGCUGCUGCUGUACCAAAACGUCUGA